AUGUGCCUUACGUUUUAUCAAAAAUACGUAUCAUACUUGAUAAAAGAACACUUGAUAAUGAUAACAACAAUAUGCCACUUGAUGCCUCCAGCAAAACAUGCUACUACUACAAAUAAACGAUUUUAUAAGCACUUCCACUACUACUAAGAAGCACACUGUAUUUAUAUGCUCGAACCAGUCAGUAACUCUCAAGCAUUAAGCAUAGCUGUCAGUGUCAUAACUUCAAUAUUUUUAUUUUUGUAAUUAUUUUUAUUCUAUUAAAUAUGAAAAUAGCUAUUGUUGGUGGUGGCAUCGUUGGAUUAACAACAGCCGAAUUAAUGCAUAGAGAUUCGUUUCGUAAUGCUGAUAUCACAAUCUUAGCUUCGGAUUUUGACGAUACCGUCAGUCAUGUAGCUGCGGGAAUUUUUAGAGUCAGUCCUUCAUUCUAUGGUCCUACUGAAACUGUAACGAGAAAAUGGAUAACACAUUCUUACCUAUUUUACGAUACAAUUCGAAAAACAUAUGAUGCUCGUCAUGCCGGAAUAACCGAUAUUUCUGGAUACAUGUUCGCUAAUUCAUCUCCAGAUACUGUUAAGAAUCAUUGGCUGGAGAGCAUAGUACCGGUAUACAGAAGAGCAACGGAAGAAGAACUUCAAUUGGUUAAUGGAGAUUGGAAAUAUGGAUCAUUUUACUCGACUCUUCUCACACAAUGCAAUUUGUUUCUCCCGUGGUCUAGGCAAAGAUUGCAAAAAGCCGGGGUUACAUUCAAACAAAGGGAAUUGAAUUCUCUCGAGGAACUGACUGGCGAAUACGACAUCAUAAUGAACUGCACAGGAUUUGGAGCGCGCAAAUUAUGCGAUGACAAACGUCUAGUUUCUCUACGGGGUCAAGUGCUCAAAGUAAAAGCGCCGUGGAUCAAACUGUUCUUUUACGGCGAGCUCGACACUUAUGUCAUACCAGGUGUCGACGGCAUGGUUACUCUAGGUGGAUCGAGAAACUAUGAUUCUGAAAAUAUGAAAAUAUGUCCACAUGAAUCCGCAGGGAUACGUGAAAGAUGCGAGACGCUGGUACCAUCGUUAAGAAAUGCGGAAAUUCUACAACAGAAAGUUGGUUUCCGGCCACACAGGGAAGGCGGUGCCAGAAUUGGGGAAGGAAUUCGCAUUACCAAUGCUCACUCUAAGCCGGCUAUAAUUGUGCAUAAUUACGGACACGGUGGUUAUGGAGUUAGCAUGGCACCUGGAACUGCUAUGGAGUCUAUAGAUACAGCCAUCAAACUGCACAAAGCUACUAGCUCUAAAAUAUAAUUGUAUCAUUUUUUUCCCACUAUGUACACGCAUCAUAAAGAGUAUUACUCAAAGACGUUUUUCUACCUAUAAAUACAUCAUUUAUUUACGAAUUUACGAAAGUUAAAACGAUCUAAUACUGCGCGGUAUUGUUUGCUGAAAUGCAUUUAAGACUUCUGAAGGCCUGUUAUCACGAGUAAAAUACAUGUUUAUACUCCGUUUAGCGGAGAAAUAUAUUUCGCUGAUUGCAAAUCAUAACAUCUUGUUCGAGACAAUAAAUCCUGACAAUUUGUCAAAAUAUAA
This is a messenger RNA of Linepithema humile (Argentine ant), 1565 nucleotides long. It is a transcript of the gene Daao1, whose product is annotated as D-amino acid oxidase 1. Gene Ontology annotation, molecular function: D-amino-acid oxidase activity; FAD binding. Gene Ontology annotation, cellular component: cytoplasm. The record is from RefSeq and is a predicted model, not a curated record. Lineage: Eukaryota; Metazoa; Arthropoda; Insecta; Hymenoptera; Formicidae. Gene Ontology annotation, biological process: D-amino acid catabolic process.